CGCGGCCGGGAUGCAGGGCUCCCGCGGGCCGGGGAGACCCCAUCGGGGCGCCUCGGUGCCUGCGGGAACUCGGACGCCCUGCACCCAUUUCCUGGGCAGGAAGGCUGAGGCUGGGUCACAGUCUGAGUGUCUUACGCGCGCGCACCCGGGUCUAGGAAAGAGGCGGCGGGUCCCUCCCGGGCUCUGUGCGCUCAGAGCCCGCCGCAGUCGCCGGAGCCCGCGGAGGUUGGGGGCUCACUGGCCCCAGCCCCGUUACCGGCUCCGUGUAGCCCCAAAGGGGCCCCUGAGGCGGGUGGGACGGCAGUCGCAGCCACCCAGAGCAGGGCGGUCCCGAGUGCGUUCCCCGUGGGAGUGGCGGGGGGGAGGGAUGCGCGCCCACAACCGAGAAGAGACAGGGCUGCUGUGUGGGCGCCCCAGAAAGUCGGUGGUUUCGAGUUUGCUCCGUUGAGGAUGUUGAAGACGUUGGGGAGCAAGGGAGCCGGCCUCCCAGCCCCCCGCUGGGUAUGGAUCUUGGCCCAAGUCCCUGUCUGCUUCCACCCCCAGGGUGGCCAGCCCUGCCUUGCCACCCUUGUCCCUGUCCUGAGCCUGCUGGAGUCCCCUCCCAUUCCCAGGCUCGGAUGUAGCCGUCCCGCCUUCUCCUGCGCCCCUCCCUCAGUAUCAGCUGUCCCACUGGCUUGGAAACCAUACUGGGGGACUGCGCAGUGUCUUCUUCCGACAACCCCUCCCCCUUUCAGCCCGCCAGGCUUGGAGCCUCCUCUUCGGGACCUGGAAGAUUUAGAUCAGACUUUCUGGGUCUCACCACCCCCAGGCCCCGGGAGGCCAGGCGAGGGCGAGAGCAGGGCGGUGGGUUCAGCAGAUUCCUUCUGAGGCUUCCGCCCCUGCAGUUGCCCUCACUCGCACAGAUGAAGGAACAGGGCCGGGGACCUUGCUCCCUGCCUCCGCGCCCGGCCCGCGGCGGUCUCCUAAAGGGGUGCUGAUAAGGUUCCUCUCCCAGGCCAGUGGCGUUCUCGAGCUCCGGGUGGCUUUCAGGCCAGUGCAGGUGUUUGGGCGGCAUCCGCAGCCCCGUGGUUGGCAGGACUCGGCCACCCCCGCCCAGCUGCCGCAACCCCUGCAGCCGCCUGGGGGGGAACAACCACAGUCCCUGCUGUCUGCAUCCAGACGCCAGAGGGUCCCCAGCGCCACUUCCAGCCAAACUGCUCUGAAAUCGGGGUGCCUUUGCCUACCUCCUCCGGGCCCUGGGGUGUCUGAGGGCAUCAAGUCUCUAGGUCUGGGCUGGGUGGUAGUACAACCAGGCUCCCACCUUCCAGCUGUGAGGGGCGCCACGGGAGGGUUCCUGGGGGUCGAGCCCGCACACUCAGGGCGUGGAGCUCCUGGCCCAGCCAAGUGCGUGUGUCUCGCCCAGGGCUGUUCUGAAGUUUCUCGCCGCCCACCCAGAGGAAGCGGGCCAGGUGCACACUCCGGCUCUGGCUUGCACCACCAUGCCUCCGCCUCUCCCUGCUCCUCUGGGUUCCCCGGCAACGGGGCACUGGGCAGGGGACGUGGCUCCCCAGCCUGGAGUCCCAGAGACAGCAGGGCCCUGGUAUCCGACCCGGCGCGUAAGGAGCAGAGGAUGCUGCCCCCGCCCUGAGAGACCGCCCCCCACCCAGGGAAGGCCAGGACGCCUCCAGCCUGAGUGAGAGAAACCUUCCGGCCUCCUGCCCCCGACUUGCGGGCCGAGGGCGGUCUCUGGUGGCCUUCGGGGGAAUGACACCUCAGCGCAUCAGACCCGGAGAUGCAGGAAGGCUGGGAGACCAGCAGGGAUUUGCGGGGAGGAGGGAGGACUCCCCUCCACCCCGCUCUGCACGCUGCCCCCAGGGGCCCACUGACUGGAUAUUCAGGUCUAGGGCUGCCAGUGAGGAGAAGGGCCCCUUUGUAAGUGUGACCCAGCUUCUGCCAGACAGAGCUGUGCCCAGCGGGUCUCUUGUGCGCUGGCUGUCCCCGGGAGGGGGCUCCCCAGCCCAGCCUGCCCGAGCCUCAGAGGAGAACAAAGCACCGGAUUGAGGCCUGCCGCGCCGGUCCAACGGUGGGCUUUCAGGCCUCGGCGAGCGGGACAAAAGAGCCCCGUGCCCUCCUGGGGUUGUCGACUGAGCCGCAAGUCCUUCUGGGCCCGUUUUCAUUAUUUUAUUUCUGAGUAGGUAAUACCCACAGCAGAAUAUUCAGGCCAUGCAGAAGGGUCUGCAGGGACCGUUGUCUCCCUCAUUUCCUGAGGAUCCUUCCAGAGGUUGUCUGGGCAUGUAAAAGGGCAUGGGGACCUCGGUCCCUUAUUUCUACGGAUGACAACCUGCUGCCCACUGCCGCGCGUCCUGCGGUUUUUACUUCCCAGUCUAUCCUGGAGAACGGUCCGUGUUGGAACGUCUCGGUCCUCCUGGUUCUUUCUUUCCACCCGUCGCAUUUCACUGCAUGGAUGUCACGUCCAUUAGCCAGACCCCCGCACGGACAGGCAGGCUGUUUCUAAUAGUUCGCCAUGGCCAGGAGCUGCCAGGACGCCCACUUACUGCGACGAGUGGCUGAGCAGGUUUGGCUACCUGCCCCCAGCAGACCCCGACACGGGGCAGCUGCAGACGCCAGAGGAGCUGUCCAAGGCCAUCGUGGCCAUGCAGCGGUUCGGAGGCCUGGAGGCCACUGGCGUCCUGGGUCAGUUCUCAGGGUGCAGUGGGAGAUGGAUAAGGCCACCCUGGCGCUGAUGAGAACCCCGCGCUGUUCCCUCCCUGACCUCCCAGCCGCAGCCCCGGCUCGAAGGAGGCGCCAGGCUCCGGCCCCGACCAAAUGGAGGAAGAGGAACCUGUCAUGGAGGGUCCGCACGUUCCCGCGGGACUCGCCCCUGGGCCGCGACACGGUGCGCGCGCUCAUGCACUACGCACUCAAAGUCUGGAGCGACCUCACGCCCCUGAACUUCCACGAGGUGGCCGGCAGUGCCGCCGACAUCCAGAUCGACUUCUCCACAGCUGACCACAACGACCGCUACCCCUUCGACGGCCCCGGCGGCGCGGUGGCCCACGCCUUCUUCCCGGGCGACCACCACACCGCAGGGGACACCCACUUUGACGAUGACGAGGCCUGGACGUUCCGCUCCUCAGAUGCCCACGGCAUGGACCUGUUCGCAGUGGCUGUCCACGAGUUUGGCCACGCCAUCGGGCUGAGCCACGUGGCGGCCACACGCUCCAUCAUGCAGCCGUACUACCAGGGCCCAGUGGGUGACCCGCUGCGCUACGGGCUCCCCUAUGAGGACAGGGUGCGCGUCUGGCAGCUGUACGGCGUGCGGGAGUCCGUGUCCCCAACGGCACAGCCGGACACCCCAGAGCCCGAGGAGCCGCCCCUCCUGCCGGAGCCCCCUGAUGAUCGCUCCAGCACCCCGCCCAGGAAGGAUGUGCCACACAGAUGCAGCGGCCACUUUGACGCGGUGGCCCAGAUCCGAGGCGAGGCCUUCUUCUUCAAAGGCAAGUACUUCUGGCGGCUGACCCGGGACCGGCACCUGGUGUCGCUGCAGCCGGCACAGGUGCACCGCUUCUGGCGGGGCCUGCCGCUGCACCUGGACAGCGUGGAUGCCGUGUACGAGCGCACCAGUGACCACAAGAUCGUCUUCUUGAAAGGAGACAGAUACUGGGUGUUUAAGGACAAUAACGUAGAGGAAGGAUACCCGCGGCCCAUCUCGGACUUCGGCCUCCCGCCGGGCGGCGUCGAUGCUGCCUUCUCCUGGGCCCACAAUGACAAGACUUAUUUCUUUAAGGACCAGCUGUACUGGCGCUACGAUGAGCACACACAGCGCAUGGACCCUGGCCACCCCGCCCAGAGUCCCCCGUGGAGGGGCAUCCCCAGCACGCUCGACGAUGCCAUGCGCUGGUCCGAUGGUGCCGCCUACUUCUUCCGCGGCAAGGAGUACUGGAAGGUGCUGGAUGGCGAGCUGGAGGUGGCGCCCGGGUACCCGCAGUCCACGGCCCGGGACUGGCUGGUCUGCAGAGACCCGCCCGCUGACCCCGAGGGCGCAGACGGAGAGGCCGGGGCCCACGCCCGGCCGGGGCAGCGCGACCGCAGCCGCUCAGAGGACGCCUACGAGGUCUGUUCCUGCACCUCCAUCGCCGCCGCAGCACCGCGGGCCGCGGGCCCGCUGCUGGCCGCGCUGCUGAGCCUCCUGUGGACAGCGGCCCGGGCCCUGGCGCUGUGACGUUCGGCGCUGGCCUGCGACAGGACAGAAGGGGCCGCGGUCCAGAGCCACAAAGUGCAAGGCCUGAUGCCCGCCCCUCCAGCGCCUGAGCCAAGGGUCCCUGCAAAGCGGACCCCGCCUCGCAGAUGGGGACGGCGCCGCCAGCCCCCCAGGCCGAGGCCACCGGAUGCAGCCCCCCCGACUCGGCAGAGGCCAGCAGAGGGCGCUGCUCCCCGGGCGCGGAUGCAGGGGGAGCUCCCGCCUGGCCUGCCUGCCCUCUGCCAGCUGGGGAGAUUGCGUCACGUCCCGGCCGGGUCGGGGCCGGAAGCCGUCCUUUCAGCGAGCGAGUGACUGAAUCUCACGGAGAUUGACCGAGGAGCCAGGGGUAGGCGGGGCUGGGGGCGUUACGUCAGGUCCGCAGACCCUGGCAAGAGCAGCCUGGAGGCCCACGGGCACCCCCUCCCCUGCCGCAGAGCCGCCCCUGGUGCUUCCGCCCGCCCGUGGGGCUUCCUCUCUUGGUCCCAGUGGGCCUGCCGGCUGCCUUGACCAGGGCAGCCGCCUCCACGGGCGAGCCCCCAAGCUGGGGCCGUGGUGGGCUUCCCUUGUGACGCGUUUCAGACAAACACGAUCUCUUCCUGCUUUGUAACGGCUCAGGCUCGGCUCCCUGACGCGCUCAGGCGGUCCGAUGGUGGGCGUCCUCCGGGGCCUCUGCAGCCCUGGCCCCAGACCACCUGCACUCUGGGGUGGGGGGCCUCCAGGGAGGCCUGUGCAGUGGUCACCAACACGUUCCUGCCCAGCGCUUACUUGACGACUCCAUGACCCCUGGGUCAUUACACCCAUUUCACAGAUGGACAAGCUGAGGCCCAGCUCAGGGAAACGAGCCUCCUGCCCGCAGGCAGGGGUCGGGCCGGGUCAGGUCCCAGGACCUGGGGUUCUGGCACGUUCGCCCAACCCUCCCUGAUGGACGGAGUGCCUACCUGCACGUGCAGGUACUGCUCUCAGUGCGGGACGUGCAGAACGAGACAAGGUUUUGGGUGAGGCACCUGGGACGCUGUCUGCCACCCCGAAUGACCCUGAGGGCCUCCCAACAGGAAGUGCAGGGAGGUGGCUCCGUCCCAUUGCUCCUUCUGCUUCUGGCUCCAAGGCCAGGAUGGCAGCCACCACUCUCCCACCCGGAGGGGCAAAGAGUGGGAGCUGCACCCCCUUCACCCGGGAGGGCGACCUUUCCCAGAAGCCCUGGCUGCCUGCCCGCUCUCACUGGCAGGGAGCGAUUCAUCAGCGCUUCUGGGGGUGCGUGGACGUGGGGGGGGUGGUCCUUGCCCAUCCCUGUCGCAGCCAUAGGUAACCCCAAAGGUAGGGUCACCUGGGUUGAGAACCUCUGGUCUAGAGGAAUCACCACCCCUCCCUGGGGCUGGGGCGGGUGAACACCUGCAGCAAAAAUGGUGUCGGUUAGGAAGAGGAGAGUAGGUGAUGUGAGCAUCAGGCCAUAAGGGGGUGCGAAGAGCCCCUGCAGGGGCCGCUUUAGAGCAGGGGUUCUCCAGGCGGGAUGCCCAGGCCAGCAGCAUCGACAUCACCCAGAGCCGGUAGAAAUGCAGAUUCUCGGGCUUGGCCCUACCUGCUGAUCAGAAGGCUCGGGGUGGGGCCGGCCAUGUGUUACCCUCCCCCCUUUCUGUGAGUGUGAUACACGGGGAAGUUUGUGAACAGCUGCUUUCCAGGGGGCUCCGGAAAGGCCGCCUGAGCCGGGGAAUGAGCUGAAACAGAGAAAAGGAGGAGUUGGUUGUGCAGGGAUCUGAGGGAAGAGGCCGGCCGGG
Molecule: messenger RNA, 5991 nt
Organism: Delphinapterus leucas (beluga whale)
Lineage: Eukaryota; Metazoa; Chordata; Mammalia; Artiodactyla; Monodontidae
Source: RefSeq, a predicted model, not a curated record